Micropterus salmoides (largemouth bass) is the source of this 1799-nucleotide messenger RNA. Its product is annotated as zinc finger protein 706. The record is from RefSeq and is a predicted model, not a curated record. The transcript is spliced from 3 exons. Lineage: Eukaryota; Metazoa; Chordata; Actinopteri; Centrarchiformes; Centrarchidae. Bases 169 to 399 code for a protein of 76 amino acids.
ACACUUGAAGGCAGCACAGUUGACAUCGAGGGCAUGCGCAGUAGCACAGUGAGGACAAACCACUGGCAGCGCCGGAAGCUCCAGAGGACUCAACCUAGCAUUUCCUGAUUUCUGUUGUGGUGGCUAUCUUCAGAAAUACAUUUAUUUUUCACUGGUCUAGCAUCAGAUAUGGCCCGUGGGCACCAGAAGUUCCAGUCCCAGCAGAAGAAUGCCAAAAAGCAGGCAGACAUCAAGAAGAGCAAAGGCCAUGACCAGAAGGCAGCAGCUAAGGCUGCUUUAGUAUACACGUGCACGGUGUGUCGGACACAAAUGCCCGACCCGAAGACCUUUAAGCAGCACUUUGAAAGCAAACAUCCAAAGUCCCCAAUGCCCCCGGAGUUGGUCGGUGUGGAGGCGUAACAGAUUCACCCCUCUUUCAGUAAGACAGUUGGGGUUCAGGACAGGCUUUUACAAUUUGCAAUAUUUCAAAUUAUAUUCAGUUGUUCAUUAUUUUCAGUACAUCACAUUCAGUUGUUUUUCGUGCUGGGUGGUACUUGUCUGCCUGCCCAUGGUCUUUUUUUUUUGCAGAUUGGAUUUUUUAGAAAACUAUCUUCACUUACCAGAAUUUGAUCCAGGGCCAGUUCUUAAGGUAGACCUGUAUAUGUUCCAUCUUUGAUUGUAUGCAAUAUUAUCUGAUCUUUUCUUGUCCAUGGGCUCUACCACCAUUACACCAUCUCAGGGCUCCCAUUGUUUCAGGACAAGCUCUGAAUUUAGAAGAAAAUAUGAAUUGGCUCUGGCUCAGCUGAACACAGUUGUAACACUGAGAUGAUACUUGGAUCCAAAUCCAAUGUACCGUGAAACUCAUUCAUAAUGUUCUUGGAAAGACACUCAUUCAAAACCACAAAUAAUUUGUUCUUUUGAGUAGAUUCAGAUGUACUUCCAAUCUGCACUGAUUUUCCAUCCCUAGAUAAUUUCUAACAUUUCAGGACGCGUCUGUAGCUUUUGUUCAUAUAAAGAAUAUAUUAAACAUGUUGUGCUACACGGGUAAUGAAACUCUGCAUUGCAUUUCCCCCUCAGAUUUUCAUGAGAUGUAUUUAGUUCAUGUCCACUAUGUAUCUUUCUCACAUGCAACAAAGUUGUAAAAGUUGACCAGAGAGGGCACUGCAAGCCAACUCACGGCAAAUCCUUCAAUGACAUAAUUUUCUCUACUCCUCUUCUCAUAAAGCAAUGUGAUGACUGCAUAAAACAUUUAUAUCUUUCACUGUGAGAAGUGGUCUGAUGAGUGAAGAUAAGUUUGCACUGGGUGUUGUAAGUGAUAACUCUAAUGAGCUACUCCUUUUCUCCCAGUUUGUCAUUGUAAUAAGAAGUAAGUGUUAUAAUCGUGUGCACCACUAUCGUAUUUGAUGAUUCAGUUAAUCACUAUUGUAUUUUUCAGUGUAACCUGUCUUAAACUAUCAUUUCAAUGUGAAAAUUAUCCCAAGUGCACUCUCACACUAUUUAGUGUUAUCCUGUCAUGAUGGUGCAAAAGUAUUUCGCCUUUGAACCUGCAUUAUAAGUCAGAACUACAUUACACUGUAAGCUGGUUCGUAUUUUUAUAUUUGUUUCUUUUCAUAGCAUACUAACAGACAGAGAAUCCAUUUAUAGAAAGGAUCUAUUUUCAAUACAUUUGGACCAACUGGUCAUUAACCACUGACACUGUAUCACUGUGCAAAAGUCUGGACUAACAAACAGCCACGUUUUUACUUUUAUAAUAACCAUAUCUUUGUCCACACAAUGUUAAUAGCCUUUUAAUAAAUGUGUUACUUUUAUAUGAACCAUUA